AUGUUUAAAUAAAGGAGAUAUUUUUGUCAAUCCAUAACUUUUUACUAAAGAGAAUAGUAUCUAAAUAAAGUGAUGAAGGAUUGUGAAGAUUGCUUUAAGUAAUUGGAUCAACAUGGCAAAUCAAUUAAGAGAGAGACUAAAGAUAUGUUCAUUAAAUUCACUUAAGGAAAGGUAGAAUAGAUGAAUCAUAUCAUUUAGUUGUAAGAGCAGAAGAAACUCUUGGAAACUGACUCAGUUGGAGUGUUUUCAAUGGUUUUGGAUAUCGUAGAGAACCUUAUUCACGAUAAGCCAUUGAUGACUUAUAUUCUGACAACAAUUGAGGCGAUCAUAUCAGGUAUGAAUCACAAUAAACCGAAUAGACAAUUAGAGAUUAUUGAAAUAAUUUAUGAGAGCAUUGACUCCUUAAAUAUUGCCUAAGUUAAAGCAAUUUUUAUUCUUGGAAGGAUAUGACCCAAUGGCGUAUGAGGCAGCUGCCAAGAUUGCUACUAUGAUAAUAGCUGAAGAGGGAGGAAAUGAUGCAAAGGAAUGGGUGAUUCUCUUUUUGGGAGGAAUAGGUAAUAUGAUGUAAUACAACCUUUAUAGGCAAUAAAUUAAAAAUUGCAGAUUUCAUGAUCAUGCCAAUUUGUGUUCAUUUCUUAAAACAUGAAACUCUUGCAAUUUAAUUUAUUAAGAGUGGUGGAAUUAGAAUGUAUUUAUGUUUGUUCAUCUAGAAUUACUAAUUUACUUUCAAAAUAUUCUACAGAUUUAUAGAUUGCAUAUUAUACAAUUCUAGCAUUAUGGUUGCUCAGCUUUACAACUGAAUCUAUUUCACUAUUUAGUGAUCCCACAAUUGGCUUGAUUAAAUUGAUAAUAGAAUCAGUCUAAAAGAUAUCAAGAGAGAAGAUUUUAAGAGUUUCAUUUGCAUGUUUUAGGAAUUUAGUUGAUGCAUCACCUUAAUGUAUUGAAUUGAUGGUUGAUAAUGGAUUGAUCAAAGUAGUUGAUUUACUUUUGAAGGGAAAUCUAAAAGAUUAAGAUUUGAUAGAUGAUAUCAAGUAUGUUGGAGAAAUUUUGGAGAAGAAUAUGAAAAUAUUAACGUAAUUGAAUUUAAUUCACAAAUAGUUCCUUUGAGAAAUAUGUUAAAGAAUUGAAUGCUUAAAAUUUAACAUGGAGUCCAGUUCAUACUGAAAAGUUUUGGAAGGAAAAUGUGAAAAAAUUCGAAGAAAAUGAUUUCUUAUUGAUUAGGUAUUAUUUCAAUUUUGAAUUAGAAAAUUGGCAGAAUUAUUAAAAUCAAACAACAAUUAAAAUGUUGCAGUUGCUUGUUAUGAUUUGGGAGAGUUUUGUAGAUUUCAUCCUUUUGGAAAAGUGUAUAUAAAUUAUGUAAGUUUAGAGUGUUAGAGCAAUUGAAUGCAAAACAAGAGAUUAUGAGAUAGGCUAGAAAUGAUGACUAAUAGAUUAGAGAAAAUGCUUUAUUAUCAUUAUAAAAGAUUAUGUUGCAUAAUUGGUAAGUGUGAAGAAGGA
Messenger RNA from Paramecium octaurelia, 1497 nucleotides. NCBI's taxonomy places the organism in Eukaryota, Ciliophora, Oligohymenophorea, Peniculida, Parameciidae. The record is from the annotation of a GenBank genome assembly.